UGGGGGAUGGAGAGUGACGAAAAUAACAAACAGGCUGUUUCUGGGUGUGGGGGUUGAUAGCUGAAGGGCGAGCUUCGAUUCUUCCCACAGUUAUUUAAUUAGUGUCUUGUAAUUCUUUUUGUUUUGGGAAGGUCAGGCUGUUAUUUCGAGCCUGUUGACGCUGGAAAAGAAAAAGUUGUUCUGUGAUUUCGAGCACCAGAGCUGUGAAGUCAGGGCACGGUGAGUUUAUUCCCCUCAGAAUCAACAGCAAACUAGCCAGCGAUGCUAAGCUAAGAGAGACAUGGCUCAAGAGACAAACCAGACCCAGGUGCCCCUGCUGUGCUCCACUGGCUGUGGCUUCUAUGGAAACCCACGCACCAAUGGCAUGUGCUCUAUCUGCUACAAAGACUUCCUGCAGAGGCAAAACACCAACGGCAGGGUCACUGAGACAGUGACGGUGCCUGCUGUGUCGUCCAGCCUCAGCAGUUUAGAAGAAUCCUUGUGUGCUUCGUCGACCACAGUUACUUCUACAGAAAUCACACAGGAAGAAGAAACAUCAGGAGCUUCAGUCCAAGAGGAGCUAAAAACAUCAGAAGUAACAGGAUCAGACUCAUCCUCACAGCCAGCUACCCCUGAACCAGAAAAAUCCAAACCCAAAAAGAACCGUUGUUUUACCUGCCGCAAAAAAGUGGGGCUGACGGGUUUUGACUGCCGCUGUGGAAAUGUGUUUUGCGGUGUUCACCGAUACUCAGACCUCCACAAUUGCACCUUCGACUAUAAAGCUGACGCGGCUGAGAAAAUCAGGAAAGAAAACCCGGUCAUCGUUGGCGAAAAAAUUACAAAGAUUUGAGACGAUGCUCAUGGACAACCCCAAGUCCUUUUCCUGUUCCAUCAUUUCUUCCCCAUUUUCUUCCUCUAUGCCACAUUGCACGGUGGACCUCUGAACAAUACCAGCACAAACCAUUGAACCAUACACACCACACAGAAGUACUUUUUUCAACUUAGCAAAUAUAUGUUGUUGUUGUUUUUUUUUUUUUAUCUGUUGCUAUUGUUUUUUGUAAAAAUAUUACAGAAAUCUAGAUUUAUACAAUCAUAUUAUAUUUUAAUUCCAAUGACUAACAGAGCUAUGUUGAGACUACUUGAGGGGCGGGUCUUCUCUCAAGUCUAUAAACAAAGAUUGCAUGUUAAACAAGCAAGGAUAUAUUUCUUUACAUAAAGAAUAGCAACACGAGUGGCAGAUUUUCUUUCACUGUAAUGGCUUAAAGCAUGUAAGGAACAUUUUAUCAGCUGGCUUUGCCCUCUAAAUUUUGUUGAAAUAUUAAAAGUUUAUAAUCAAUAAUAGAGAAAGUUUUGUGAGUGUGUAAGCAUGUGUAAAUGUAUACUGAGUUGCUUUUGCAGAUUUACAGUUAGAGACUAGCACAUCUGGCAUGCACAGUUUGUCAGCUCCCUGAUGGUGAUGGAGCAGCUUAGUGCUAAUGUCUAUGAUUGCAUCAGUUCAGCUUAUCUAUUUGCAAUCCAUCAGGAUUGUUGACUGGCGUUGAUGCACCUGGUACAGUAAUUUCUCCUACAUGUGUAGGAACACAGAUCUAAUCAGUACUAGCCCUGUGGAGGUCCCUUUUCUCGGACUGAUGAGUGAGAAGGCCCUCUAUGCACAAACUGUCUGUAGCAACAGAUUGGUUACAGUCUAACUUAUAUAAUAGAUAAAAUAUCAGCUCAUUGUGUGAGUGUGUGAUUUUGUUAUGGAGCUGGAGAUGUUAAUCUGCAUUUGCUUUAUUAGUGAUUGGUUGUUUUCCUUUAGAGACUAUAACUAAUUCUUUUAUUAAAAAUAUUGUAAUGUGACCACAAAUAAUAAUGAUGAUGCUGCGUGUUAUUUUAUUUUCACUUUUUUCAGCCUUGAUCUGAAUAAAGCAACACUUUUCUUGGCUUA
This is a messenger RNA of Clarias gariepinus (North African catfish), 1906 nucleotides long. RefSeq names its product zinc finger, AN1-type domain 6 (gene zfand6). Lineage: Eukaryota; Metazoa; Chordata; Actinopteri; Siluriformes; Clariidae. Gene Ontology annotation, molecular function: zinc ion binding; DNA binding. The transcript is spliced from 5 exons. The record is from RefSeq and is a predicted model, not a curated record. The coding region runs from base 281 to 829 and encodes 182 amino acids.